UGAAAGCCAGCCUUCAGUUUGUUGACAUAAAUACACAAACAUUGUGACAAAAAGUACCGUCGCAUUCAUGUCUAGGAUGGCGAAGGCGAUGUCCAAGUUCCGGCUUGCAGUCAUCCAGCUGCAAGUGGGCAGCGUCAAGGCGGACAACCUGAGCCGCGCCAGGCGACUUAUCGACGAGGCGGCGGGACAAGACAGCAAAGUGGUAUUACUGCCGGAAUGCUUCAAUUCGCCCUACGGGAGCGGCUUCUUUCCCACUUAUGCUGAAAGGAUCCCUGGAGAGUCCACGCAACUUCUGUCCCAGGCGGCCAAAGACAACAAGGUCUACCUGGUAGGAGGAUCCAUCCCCGAGGAGGAUGGAGGCAAAUUAUACAACAGCUGUCUCGUGUUUGGACCUGAUGGACAACUCCUUGUCAAACACAGGAAGAUCCACCUGUUUGACAUCGACAUUCCAGGCAAAAUUCGCUUCCAGGAGUCAGAGACGUUGAGCCCAGGCAACACCUUGUCCAUGUUUGAAACACCCUUCUGCAAAGUGGGCGUGGGGAUUUGUUAUGACCUGAGAUUCGCAGAGCUGGCGCAGCUCUACAGCAGGAAGGGGUGUCAGCUGCUGCUCUAUCCAGGAGCCUUCAACAUGACCACGGGUCCUGACCACUGGGAGCUCCUGCAGAGGGGCAGGGCUCUGGACAAUCAGGUGUACGUGGCCACAGCUUCACCCGCCAGGGACGAGAGCGCCUCUUACGUGGCCUGGGGUCACAGCACUGUGGUGAACCCCUGGGGGGAAGUUAUCUCCAAAGCCGGAGCAAAGGAGGCUGUGAUCUACGCCGAUAUCGAUCUGGAGUACCUGGCCGACGUGAGGCGGCAGAUCCCCAUCACGGCCCAGCGCCGCCACGACGUCUACGCCGUGACCUGCGCGCAGGGAGAGGCCAGAUGAUGGUCCGACAGAGAGAGACCGCGAUGACGAAAUAGCAACCGCAUCUCACUUGUGAUUGAUGUUAUUAAUCAUGAUGCUUCUGAACGUGUGAAUUGAGCAAUAUGAUCGCACAGAGUUAGGUAAAAACGGAGCUAGCUUGACUUUGAAGUGUCCCAACUUGGGGAUUUUUCAAGGCACAAGCUGUCGCUUGACUUUUUCCUGGAACGGGCUGGAAGCGAUUAAUAUAAUUUCAGUGAAUCAAUGAGCAGCAUAUUUGCUUUAUCUGCAAGAGGAAUAAAGUAAAAUCUACACUUGGAUGUAAA
Messenger RNA from Hippocampus zosterae (dwarf seahorse), 1230 nucleotides. RefSeq names its product nitrilase family, member 2 (gene nit2). Gene Ontology annotation, molecular function: omega-amidase activity. The record is from RefSeq and is a predicted model, not a curated record. Gene Ontology annotation, cellular component: mitochondrion. The transcript has 10 exons. Gene Ontology annotation, biological process: L-glutamine metabolic process; oxaloacetate metabolic process. Bases 68 to 928 code for a protein of 286 amino acids. Lineage: Eukaryota; Metazoa; Chordata; Actinopteri; Syngnathiformes; Syngnathidae.